AUGUCGAUCGCGGAUGGCAGCCCUUUACCUGCCAUGGACGAAACUGAGAAGAAAGUGGUGAAUGAAUUUUGUCAUCUGCUGGAGAAAUCAAAGCAACUAUUCAACGGACUUCGAGACCUACCUCAGUAUGGUCACAAGCAAUGGCAGUCUUACUUUGGGCGCACAUUUGAUGUGUAUACAAAACUUUGGAAAUUCCAGCAGCAGCAUAGACAAAUUCUGGAUACCAAGUAUGGUCUGAAACGAUGGCAAAUAGGAGAGGUAGCUUCAAAGAUAGGACAGCUGUAUUACCACUACUAUUUGCGGACCAGUGAGACCAACUACCUGAAUGAGUCGUUCAGCUUUUACUCGGCCAUCCGUAUGCGUGUCUACUACUCUAAGGCUAACAAGGAGGAGAGGUAUGGGCCUGACCUGAUGGUGAAGAAACUGAGGUACUACGCACGUUUCAUUGUAGUCUGUCUCCUGCUGAAGAAGAUGAAGCUUGUACGAGAUCUUGUUCGGGAAUUGUCUAAACAAAUAGAUGACUACACAUCCACAUAUGAACCCGAGGACAAAGGCGAGUGGAGACAGGUGUUAGACGAGAUCAAGGCCUUUAUAGAGGCUGACAACAUCAUCAGUGUGGUUGAUAUAGACUCCUCCUCCAUCGUACUGUCACACAGACUCACCCCGAUGAACAACACACCUCUUGAUCCAAAGGGUACACCUGUAUACCUGUCACUUCAGGAGAUACUGAUUGUAGGAAACUCAUCUGAGCAGGUGAAGUUCAGUGAGUUAACAUUGGACAUGUUCCGCAUGCUACAGACCCUUGAGCGAGAACCACAAGAGGAUUUGUCCAAUCAAAUCUACGACGCUUCCCCAGCACCAGGCAAACCGCCUUUUGUACGUCCACACACCUAUGAGAAUGGUGACAGGAACAAUAGACGAGAGAACCCCCACAAGUACCUGUUGUACAAACCCACGUUUAGCCAGCUCAACACAUUUCUUGCCUCAGGAUUCAAGGAGCUCCCACCUAAUGGUGCCAUGCUGUUGUACAUAUCAGCUGAUGGUUGUCUUGGCAAUGCCAAACGUAAUGACGAUGAAAUGCCAUUGUUUGUAGAAAUGCCAUUGCUUGUAGUCAAAGUUUUGUGUUCAUCUUCAGAAAUGCCAUUGUUUGUAGACAAAGUUUUGUGUUCAUCUUCAGAAAUGCCAUUGUUUGUAGACAAAGUUUUGUGUUCAUCUUCAGAAAUGCCAUUGUUUGUAGACAAAGUUUUGUGUUCAUCUUCAGAAAUGCCAUUGUUUGUAGACAAAGUUUUGUGUUCAUCUUCAGAAAUGCCAUUAAAUGCCAUUGUUUGUAGACAAAGUUUUGUGUUCAUCCUAAAAAUGCCAUUGUUUGUAGACAAAGUUUUGUGUUCAUCUUCAGAAAUGCCAUUGUUUGUAGACAAAGUUUUGUGUUCAUCUUCAGAAAUGCCAUUGUUUGUAGACAAAGCUUUGUGUUCAUCUUCAGAAAUGCCAUUGUUUGUAGACAAAGUUUUGUGUUCAUCUUCAGAAAUGCCAUUGUUUGUAGACAAAGUUUUGUGUUCAUCUUCAGAAAUGCCAUUGUUUGUAGACAAAGUUUUGUGUUCAUCUUCAGAAAUGCCAUUGUUUGUAGACAAAGCUUUGUGUUCAUCUUCAGAAAUGCCAUUGUUUGUAGACAAAGUUUUGUGUUCAUCUUCAGAAAUGCCAUUGUUUGUAGACAAAGUUUUGUGUUCAUCUUCAGAAAUGCCAUUGUUUGUAGACAAAGUUUUGUGUUCAUCUUCAGAAAUGCCAUUGUUUGUAGACAAAGUUUUGUGUUCAUCUUCAGAAAUGCCAUUGUUUGUAGACAAAGUAUUGUGUUCAUCUUCAGAAAUGCCAUUGUUUGUAGACAAAGUUUUGUGUUCAUCUUCAGAAAUGCCAUUGUUUGUAGACAAAGUUUUGUGUUCAUCUUCAGAAAUGCCAUUUCUACACCCAGGAGAUGUGUACCCCUACUGUCGUAAACCAAUGUUUCUCAUCAUAGAUAGUGAUAACAGCUCGGCAUUCCAGAAUUUCCCCAAUUUGUUUGGGCAGCCUGUGGUAUGUCUGCUGUCUCAGGAACAGGUCCCAACUACAAUGCAGGACCAUCAGAAGGGCAACCUGUUCACACUGUUUCUGCACUCACCACUGAUGGCCUUCUGUUACGUGUGUAAUAUAAAUGACAUUCCCAUCACCAAGUGGGAGAAGUGUCAAGGUCAAAUCGACAAGUUCAUGUCUGAAGCAUCAAAACUCUUUCUUAGAUCCAGGUCACUCGAUCACUCGUACCUACAGUUUAUAGGAGAUGACUUCCUGCGAUUGUUAAUGUUCCGGUUUGUGUUCUGUUAUAUAGUCCUCAUACUUCACAGAGGAUUCAAGGGUCCUAGCUACUUCCCGAUGUCUCACCCACCCCUGCCUACAGAGGAGAUUCUAGAACAUCCUAAUCUGUACAAGGUCGUUCUGGACUUAGCUACCAUCCUCAACUCACGCAUGCAGUUUGCAGAACCAGGCGAGGGAGAUAUACAUGCGACGUAG
This is a messenger RNA of Ylistrum balloti, 2535 nucleotides long. Its product is annotated as protein SCAI-like. Gene Ontology annotation, biological process: DNA-templated transcription. The record is from RefSeq and is a predicted model, not a curated record. The coding region runs from base 1 to 2535 and encodes 844 amino acids. The transcript has 16 exons. Gene Ontology annotation, molecular function: transcription corepressor activity. NCBI's taxonomy places the organism in Eukaryota, Metazoa, Mollusca, Bivalvia, Pectinida, Pectinidae. Gene Ontology annotation, cellular component: nucleus.